AUGCCUCCUCACUACCCUUCACCAACAGAAUUGACCCAUUUACCAAAUGAGAUUAUGCUUCUCAUAGGAGAGUCUCUUGGGGUCCCUGCAUUGAGCAACAUGAUGAAGACUAAUUCCCGUUAUGCUUCAUUGUUCCACUCUUUACUCCACGAGAAGGCAGCCACUUUCAAUGUCAAGGGUAAUACCCCGGCGAUAGCAUGGGCAGCAGAGCAAGGUCGACCAUCAAUGAUCAAGUGGAUACUCGACGGUGCAAAGAAACCUAUCACGCCCUCCGCCAUCAUUCUAGCCCUUUUCAUGGCCUGCUAUUAUAAUGACACUGACAUGGUGGAAAUGCUGCUUCCCGUUACUCCAAGUGUUCCCCUGUGUUCUACCAAUACUGGAGCCAAGUACUUCUUUGUAGGAGUACAGUCCCAAAAUAUGACAGAGAAGACGAGAAACAAGUACGUAUCGGAAGAUAACGAUCUCUCUGCUCAUCUUUACGUCGCAUCUAGGAAUGGAAGCGAGGAGAUUGUUUGGAUGCUCUUCAAAUUUGGCAUGCGCGACUUUGCGAAAUCCAGAGCGCUUCUAGCUAUUGCUGAGGAAGGGCUGGAUGAAGCUGCUAAAAUUUUACUUGAUGCUGGCAUGAAACACGACCCUGAGGCUGUUUCUCGAGCAGUUUUCUCUGCCGUGAUAGGCGAAAAUGUCAACAUGGUGAGGAUCCUGAUGGAUUCAGGGGCAAAAUUUGAAAUGCCAGUUAUGGCAUACCAUACAGCCAUGAGAAAGUUAACAGGAGAAAUGGAUAAAGUCCUCCUGCAGCUACGUGAUGCGGCACACAAUAACUUCUACGCUAUUGCUAAACGCCUUAUUGAGUCUGGUGCUGAUAUCUCAGUUACAGAUAACAAAGAUCUUACACCGUUACAUCUGGCUGCAAACAAUGGUAGCUAUGAAGUUGCACGCCUCCUUCUUGAGCAUGGCGCUGAUCCAUGGGCGCAAUCUCCGAAAGGAUGGAUGCCAUUGAAUCUUGCGGCUAUAAAGAAACACGAUUGUGUUUUGGAAUUGCUUCUUGCUACCCAGAAAGUUGCUUUCUCUAUUGAAGAACGAGAACGAAUAAUUAGGGUUAUGGGAAAUAGGUAUCCGGAUUUUUGA
Microsporum canis CBS 113480 is the source of this 1125-nucleotide messenger RNA. RefSeq names its product serine/threonine-protein kinase ripk4. The record is from RefSeq and is a predicted model, not a curated record. The transcript is spliced from 2 exons. Lineage: Eukaryota; Fungi; Ascomycota; Eurotiomycetes; Onygenales; Arthrodermataceae. Bases 1 to 1125 code for a protein of 374 amino acids. Gene Ontology annotation, molecular function: protein binding.